Molecule: messenger RNA, 381 nt
Organism: Chrysochloris asiatica (Cape golden mole)
Lineage: Eukaryota; Metazoa; Chordata; Mammalia; Afrosoricida; Chrysochloridae
Product: histone H2B type 1-H-like
Exons: 1
Coding region: 1-381 (126 amino acids)
Cellular component (GO): nucleosome
Molecular function (GO): structural constituent of chromatin; DNA binding; protein heterodimerization activity
Source: RefSeq, a predicted model, not a curated record
AUGCCUGAGACGGCAAAGUCCGCUCUGGCUCCGAAGAAAGGCUCCAAGAAGGCCAUGACCAAGGUGCAGAAAAAGGAUGGUAAGAAACACAAGCGCAGCCAAAAAGAAAGCUACUCAGUUUACGUAUACAAGGUGUUGAAGCAAGUCCACCAUGACACUGGCAUCUCGUCCAAAGCCAUGGGCAUCAUGAACACCUUCGUGAAUAACAUUUUUGAGCGCAUCGCGGUUGAGGCUUCUUGCUUGGCACAUUACAACAAGCAUUCCACCAUCAUGCCCCAGGAGAUCCCGAGAGCCGUGCGCCUGCUGCUACCCGGGGAGUUGGCCAAGCAUGCCGUCUCAGAGGGCACCAAGGCCGUCACCAAGUACACCAGCUCGAAGUAA